AUGAGGAGGCGCAGGCACCAUCCGCCACCAGCGCAGGCACCAUCAGCCUCUUCAUUGAUGGCAAUCAUAGCUCUAAUUCUAAGAAUCAUCACAUGGGUUUGUCUCAUAAUUUCAACCAUCAUAAUAGUAACAACUACUGCCACAAUAAUAGGCACUUAUCAGACUGUCGAAAUUCACUUCAAUGAUAUAAUUGCUUAUAGGUACGUACUAGUUGUCAAUGUUCUGGGACUGGUGUACACCAAAUUGCAGUUACCAUCCUCAAUCCGCCUUGUAAUCUCGGGAAAUCCUCUGUGGAAGAGUCCUGGUUUCCUCAUGUAUGAUUUUCUCGGUGACAAGAUCCUUUUAUCACUAUUAGCAACUGAGGUAGGUGCGGCAUUUGGUGCUACACUGGAUCUCAAGAAAAACCUGGAUGACUUGAAUGAUAUCCUUCUAGAAAACUAUAAGAACACGGCCCUUUCCCUAAUUCGAGUAAAACUCGAUGAUUUUUUUAGCAAGGCCUAUGUCUCAGCAGGAUUCCUUCUCAUUGCUUUGCUCACCUCAGUAAUUUCGUCUGUAAUUUAA
Molecule: messenger RNA, 561 nt
Organism: Olea europaea var. sylvestris
Lineage: Eukaryota; Viridiplantae; Streptophyta; Magnoliopsida; Lamiales; Oleaceae
Product: CASP-like protein 4D1
Exons: 3
Coding region: 1-561 (186 amino acids)
Source: RefSeq, a predicted model, not a curated record